This is a messenger RNA of Parnassius mnemosyne (clouded apollo), 1968 nucleotides long. The record is from the annotation of a GenBank genome assembly. NCBI's taxonomy places the organism in Eukaryota, Metazoa, Arthropoda, Insecta, Lepidoptera, Papilionidae.
AUGGCUUUCAAUUGUCACGCUCAGAGUAAAUUUUCAGAUUUGUGGGAUUUAGAGAUAUUAGGGAUUUCAGAGCCACAUGAACAGAUGUGCAAAGAUAGGAAAAAAGAAGAGGUAAUGAGUCAAUUUGAGCAGAAUAUUAGUUUUAAAGACAAUUGUUACCAAGUAGGGUUUUUGUGGAAAGAUGGUUACCCCGAAAUAGGCAGUAAUUAUAAUGUAGCUUAUAAAAGACUUUUAACGACGACUAGGAAGUUAGAGAGGACUGGUCAUUUGCUAAGUUAUAACGAUGUUUUUCAGAAUUGGUUAGACGAAGAUAUUAUAGAACAUACUGAAAACAAUAUAGCAGAAGGACACUUUAUUCCUCAUCACGCAGUCAUUAAGAUGUCUAGGACUACAACGAAGAUACGUCCAGUAUUCGACGCAUCGUGUAAAGAUGCGCAAGGAUUGUCUUUGAAUAACUGCAUCGAAUCGGCCUUUCUGCAAAUUUUAGUUUCAGAAAAAGAUAGAGAGUAUAUAAAGUUUCUGUGGUGGGAGAAUCCGUUGACCAAAGAGAAGAUAGUCACUUUCAGACAUAAGAGAGUAGUAUUUGGGGUGACUUGUAGUCCGUUUCUCUUGGCGGCUACGAUUAAUUAUCACUUAGGCAAUUUUGAAGGAAUGUACGGUCAGACAGUUGAAAUUUUGAAACACUCCUUUUAUGUUGAUAAUUGUGUAGCUAGUUUUGAUACAAAAGAGGCUUUAUUUACUUUUAUAGACGAAGCUAAGGAAGUUAUGCUAAAGGGAGGUUUUGAUUUACGAUGUUGGGUUACCGCUCCUAUUAGAGUAGAUAACACUGUCCAGACUCAAUCUGUAUUAGGAGUGCUAUGGAAUACUCUUACGGACGAAUUACAGUGUAGUUUCCGUCUUAGUAGCACUAUACCAGAUCGGAUCACGAAGAGAGAUCUUUUUUCAUUAACUCAGCAGAUAUUUGACCCUAUUGGAUUUCUUGCACCUGUUACCCUAGUGCCUAAACUAAUAGUACAAAAGGCUUGGAUAGGUAGUACAGGUUGGGAUCAAGCUAUCAGCAACGAGUUAUCGAAGGAAUUUAAGAGUUGGCUAAAUCAUGUUCAUCUGAUAAAUGAUUGCAAGUUGCCGAGACGCUUAUCAGAGGAGAGGUUGACGAACUGUAACAAAAGUUUACAUUUGUUUUGUGACGCAUCUAUUAAUGCUUGUGCAGGUUGUGUCUUUCUUCGGACCGAAUGCAAAAGUAAAGUAACGAUUAGGCUGGUUAUGGCCAAAAGUAGAGUAGCGCCAAUUAAAAGAUCAAUAACUUUACCUAGAUUGGAGCUAAUGGGAGCGCUUAUUGCAUCGCGGCUUGCAAAUGAGAUAAGUAGAACGUUGUUUACCGACGACACCUGCCCGUUAUAUUGUUGGACAGACUCCGCCGUUGUGUUAGCCUGGAUCCAAAGACAGUGUUCUUGGAAGCCGUUUGUGAGCAAUAGGGUAAGUGAAAUUUGUGCUCACACUAAGAAGGAACAUUGGCGGCACGUACCGGGCCACUGCAAUCCGGCAGACCUAAUGUCACGUGGCUGUAAUAUGAAGACAUUAAUGGACAGUCACUGGUGGGAUGGCCCUGCUUGGCUAUUAUCUGACCAAGAACUGUGGCCUCAGUCUAAUCACAUCGCAGUAGAUGAGAACGCUGUUUCCAUAGAAGCAAAGAAGGAGGUACUUGUAAAUACUAAUGUAGAUACUGAACAUUUUAGCGAGAAGCUUUUAUACUUUUCUAAGUAUUCAAGAAUUGUACGUGUAGUAGCUUGGAUAUUCCGAUGGAGAAGGCGACGAAUGUUUAGUAUAGCUUAUAUAAGCAAUGAUGAAUUCGAAGAAGCUAAAAAUAUACUUAUAAGACUUAUUCAGGGUGAACAUUAUAUAAAUAGAACUAAAUUGAAUAAGAAACUGUGCAUACAUUUAGAUAGUAAUAGUAUUCAUAAUUCAUAA